Molecule: messenger RNA, 1394 nt
Organism: Cucumis melo (muskmelon)
Lineage: Eukaryota; Viridiplantae; Streptophyta; Magnoliopsida; Cucurbitales; Cucurbitaceae
Product: phosphoglucan phosphatase LSF2, chloroplastic
Exons: 5
Coding region: 133-1008 (291 amino acids)
Biological process (GO): protein dephosphorylation; starch catabolic process
Cellular component (GO): chloroplast
Molecular function (GO): starch binding; protein tyrosine/serine/threonine phosphatase activity; carbohydrate phosphatase activity
Source: RefSeq, a predicted model, not a curated record
GGAAGUUAUUUCCACGUGGAAGGUCGGCGGAUUUGCUCCUCAAGCUCCCAAGUUUUUCUAUUCUAUACAAUUUCAUCGCACAAAUUUUGAUUACUUCGAUCGUUAUUUGCGGUUUUUCAUCUCAAGAAGAAAAUGGGAGCUGCUAAUCUCCCGUGUUUUUCAUCGCUAUUUGGAGUUUUUCCACUUCAAAACAAUGCUCCCAACAAACUUUUACCAUUUUCUUCAACUCUUUCAAAACCCCUUUACCGAUUCAACAGGAUUUGCUGCGGAGUGCCUGAGAGUGGAAUUCAGCAAAACCCCUCAACUUCCAGACCUUCCUCUUCCAAGAACAGGAUGGACGAGUACAAUUUAGCUAUGAAGAAGAUGAUGAGGAACCCCUAUGAGUAUCACCAUGAACUGGGUAUGAACUAUACCGUGAUAGCUGACAAUUUGAUUGUCGGGUCCCAGCCUCAAAAACCUGAAGAUAUCAAUUUCUUGAAAGAGGAAGAAGGUGUUGCCUAUAUUCUGAAUUUACAGCAGGACAAGGAUGUUGAGUACUGGGGAAUCAACUUACAAUCGAUUAUAGAAAGAUGUAAAGAACUUGGAAUUCGUCAUAUGAGGCAACCGGCAAAAGAUUUCGAUCCUGAUUCCCUGAGAACUGGAUUGCCUAAAGCUGUUUCCUUGUUAGAAUGGGCAAUUUCAAAGGGCAAAGGAAAAGUAUAUGUGCAUUGCACUGCUGGACUUGGAAGAGCCCCGGCCGUUGCAAUAGCCUACUUGUAUUGGUUUUGCGGAAUGAAUUUAAAUACAGCAUAUGAAGCACUGACCUCUAAAAGACCUUGUGGACCAAGUAAAAGAGCGAUCCGUGGAGCGACAUACGAUCUAUCUAAAAAUGAUCCAUGGAAGGAACCAUUUGAGAGCCUUCCAGAUAAUGCAUUUGAGGAUAUUGCAGAUUGGGAAAGAAACUUGAUUUGGGAUCGGGAGCGUGUCAAUGCGUGCAGGUUCAAUGUCCUUCCACUUUUACAAGGAUGAUGGACUGGAGAACAUAGAAUGUGGUAGUUUUGCUUGCUGUUACUGUCAUAGGCUAUGGAGAAUAAGAGUUGGGACAAAUACAUGUAGCAAUAGAGGUGAACUAAUCUCAAUUGGUAAAUUUGAAGCCAGAUGUAUAGAAAACACUAUAUUGAAUCAAAGUAAUAAAUAUUUGCUGUAGUGUUGCACUUGAUCUGUGCGCAGAAAUUUAGUUUCCUAAUCUUGAUAUUGUUUUCAGGCCAGGAAAAGGAAUUCUCAUUUGUCUAAGAAUAACCGUGCUGUCACCUCAGAUCAUUGCAAUUUUGUUUUUGUGUUUGACAUGAGAACUGUAAACUAAUUGUGCUACCUUCAAUGGAUUAAUAAAUCUCUCAUAAAUUUUGAUCCUUCAA